AACAAAAUGGCCGUUAGAUAAGUCAACUACACAUGUAUACGAAUAUGUUGCUGGUUCUUUGCGCUUUGUUUUGUUGUAUUACUAAAUGUUUCGGUACACUUUGUCUUAAAGAAUCUGUUCAAGUUUUGAACAAAUGUUACUGGUUGACGCAAACAAACGGGUCAUGGUAUAUGGGAAAUUCAACUUGUUUUAUAGAUGGCGGCCAACCGUCUUCAUUUAAUGAUACUGACACAUAUAAAGCCGUUAUCAAUGGUGUUGGUAUAAAUGGAAGUGCAUAUGAAGUAUGGUUAGGAAUACACGACUUUGAUUGUGACAGAUGUUGGAAAAACUAUGACGGAAGUAACCUUACGUUUUUUGACUUUAUGGUCGAUGUAAGGAAUGAUGGUUGUUGGAAUGAUACAAAUGCUUUGGCAAUAAUACCAAAGGAGAACUUUAAUUGGCGGGAAAGACAUGAAAAUAACACAAAUCUUGAGAUGCUUUGCGAAAAGUUUAUAGAUAUAAACGAGACAAUAACAGAAGCAAGUUGGAAUCAAACAGCAAAUGAUAAUAAUUUUUAUACAAGUACAUCCAUUGAAGGCAUGCAUACCACCUGGCUUAUAGAAAAUACCAAUGGAAGUAAUGCAUCAAUCCAAAAUACUUCAUCAGCUGACAGACCUUUUGUUCACGCAACAAGCUUUCCCGAUAUUAUUCCUGAUAUUGAUGAAGGAUUAGUGGCUGGUAUGUCCUUACUUGUGAUCGGAACGUUUGCUUCCUGUAUAGUAAUCGUUGUCAUCAGACGAUGUUACAAGAAAAGACGACGAAAAAAUGAAGGCGUUGUUUAUGAAGAGGUUGAAGAUGCAGCUACGUCUUGUUCUAUUGAAGGAUCCAGCAAUAUCAAAGUUUUAGUUGCAAGAGCCAGAAAUAUUAACAAAUCAAGAAUUGAACAAAUUAAUGAGGAAUGGUUGAAGCAAGAUUCUAAGACCAAAGCUGAAAGAAAUGUAAUGCAACCAUCUUCACCAAAAUCGGAUAGAAGACCUUCGCUCCCAGAGCCAGAACGGAUGCCAUUUUCGAAAGAGUCGAUAAAAAGUGUGAAACGGAUAGUUAUUGAGGAUGAGGACGACGAGUAUGCCACAGCUGAACCCGAUGAGGACUUGUACAGCUUGGCUGACGGAGAGACAAAAAAUGAUAUCACACCUCAUAAUAUAGCUAUAAAGAGACCAAGUAUGCGAAAAUUGAAAUUACAAAGAUCGUCUGCUUUUGAUGUUGAAGAUGAAGACCCAUACGCAGAUACACCAGAAGAUGAAUACGAUACAGUAAAUAGUCCUAGAGACCAUAAACCCAUAACCUAUAAUUAUGGACAAAACAAUGAUAGUGAAGAUGAGGACCAUACUUAUGAACUAACAGAUGACCUAGAUUAUGAUAAGGUUAGAAACGCUCGACCUCAUAUCGAAGCUAUCCACCGUUCUAAAUCGACACAAAGUCUUCGUGAGAAUUUAUCAACAACGAACUCAAUUGAAGAAAAUUGUCUUGAAGGAAAUAUAUAUAAUGAGAGUUUUGAUGGAGAUUAUGAUAUGUUGAACAAAACAAGGUUUCGUUUUACUAUCUCCAGUGAAAAUUACGACAGUGUAAUAUUACCAUGGGAAAGAGGUGAAAACCGAAAUGAAAAGGACAAAGAAAAGAAGCAAGAAAUUGACGAUUUUGAUGCUCUUGAAAAACAUGAACGUGCUCGAAGUAAUUUGUACUCAGACAUGGAUUCUUUAGUGCAGACUAAUGACCCUAAUGAAAGUUCUAAUCAAACAUGUUGUGGUGAUGAGACUAGUUCCUCCAAAAAUACCGUGUCAAAUGAUGAGCAAUCCAUGCAAGAGAUUAAUGGAAACAUUUUAGAGAAUAAACCCGAGAAUUCAGAAACGGGAAAUGAUAUUGAACUUACAAUUAUAGAUUUAGUUCAACAACAUAAAACAGCCUCAAGUGAUUCUCUUGUUUCUUCAUCAGUUAAAUCCGAUGCUGGAAACUCUAGUGGUUCAAGUGAUCCAGACAUGAAAAACUCACUUCAGCCGCUUAUAAGUGAUGAGUUGUCAGUUCAUGAAACACAUCUUGAUGACGACAAUCAAAAUUUGAUUAUUCAAAAUAAGUGCUAUGGACAAAAAAUGGGAAACGGCAAUAUUCCUGACAACAAGUUAGGACCCAAUGUACACGAACUUGAAGUAUUAAGUAGUGUGUGAUGAAGUUGUAUAUCUCAUUUAAAAAGAUUAGUAGUUAAUUAAUUAAUUAGUUAAUAAAUGUAGAAAAUAAUAUAGGUUACUUGUUGAGGAUGUAAGCUCAGCUAGAACCUCUAGCCAUUGAGUAAUACAUUGAUUGAUGUACUUGUAAAGUUAAUUGCUUUUCCUAUACUGACUUUUAUUGUAUCUUCUUUCAUUUUAUUUUUUUUAAAUCUACUGAUCGAGAUUUAGAUGUCUUUGAUUUACUUUUGUCGUUGGGUUACAAUCUCAUUGACUUAUACCCCACAUCUCCUAGCUUUAUUCAUAGUUAUUAUUGUGUCCCUAAAAUCGCAAAAGCGGUUAAAUUCUCCAAUACUAUCAUAAGUGUCAGCGGUAAUUUUAUUAAUAAAUAUCAUUAUUAUAAUAUAAUUAUUUAUAAAUAAAUAGGAUAGCGCAGUCAAGUCACUUAUUUGGUGGUAGAAAACCGUUUGUGAUGUUCCUAUGGAAUCAUUGGCAAAUGGAAAUUGGCAUAUACGAUUACAAAAAUGGCAAUUAACAUGUAAACAUAUCGGAUAUUAAGAGCACCCUUUUAAAAAAGAAUAUUUUUCUCAAUUCAACAUUGUAUAGAUAUCUUGUUGCAAAAUAUCUCUUUUGAUUGAUUGAUUUUUUGCCAUUUUUGUAACGUUUAGCGACAAAUAUCCUUCCGUCCCCUAAAAUUGGUCAUUACCCAAAUUCGGUCACCUUGGGAUUGAAAAGCUUUUAAUUGUACGCUUGUUUACAUUUCUUUGCACGUUUUUGCAAUAUGGUGGUGCAGGAAUAUAUAAUUUUUACACUUUGAAAGUGCUACGUACCUCAGAUAAGUUUUUCCGAAGGAAUUUUUUUUUUUGCGGGAAAAUAUACGGAAUGCGCUUGCUUCCUAAAUUCCAUGUGUCAAGCUACGCAAGAUUAACUGCAGUUUUUGGGGCUAAUUAGACUUACUCUUACAAAGCUUUACCAAAUAACACAUGCUAAAUUAUGUAAAAUGCAUAUUAAAAGGAAGAAACCAG
This is a messenger RNA of Mytilus californianus (California mussel), 3223 nucleotides long. RefSeq lists its product as uncharacterized. Lineage: Eukaryota; Metazoa; Mollusca; Bivalvia; Mytilida; Mytilidae. The record is from RefSeq and is a predicted model, not a curated record. The transcript is spliced from 7 exons. Bases 33 to 2201 code for a protein of 722 amino acids.